Kwoniella shivajii is the source of this 546-nucleotide messenger RNA. RefSeq lists its product as uncharacterized. The transcript is spliced from 3 exons. Bases 1 to 546 code for a protein of 181 amino acids. The record is from RefSeq and is a predicted model, not a curated record. Lineage: Eukaryota; Fungi; Basidiomycota; Tremellomycetes; Tremellales; Cryptococcaceae.
AUGGCCAUCUUCCAAAGUGCGCUCGCACCUUUCACCGCAAAAGGCUUCUAUCUCCUUACAUGGGGUACUGCCUUGGGUACAAACGUCUGGAAUACUCUUUCUGGAUACAGAACAUACAAAACAUUACCUAGACAGACAUUCGGAACUUUACAAUCCAGAUUACAACCAUUAUAUUUCACUUUUACUUCAAUCGCCACAUCCACUUUAUUACUCACCCAUCUAUGGUUCCAUCCAGGAUUAAUCAGUUCUCCUAGAGUCGAACCUCAUUGGACCACAUCUGAAGCUGGACAACAAGGUUUACUCAUUUUAGCUUCUCUGGUUCCUCAAUUAUUGAAUUUGAUCGUCAUUACUCCUUUGGCAAAUGAUGCAAUGUUCGAAAGACACAGACAAGAGAGAGUUGAAGGUAAAGAAUACGACGAGGCUGAUGUCUCUGAGACUCUCCAAAAGCUCAACAAGAAGUUCUCCCUUUACCACGGUAUCUGUUCCGCCCUCAACACAAUCUCAUUCUUGGGUUUGGCCGGUUUAGGUCUAGCCGUCAGCUUGUAA